AUGUCGUCCAAGAAGGUGGCUCCACGAAUCCCAUCCUCAAAUACAGGGGGAUCUCUGAGAUCAACACCAGCAAGGGUAGAGGCAGAGCAAAGGAGACUGGCGGAAAAGGAAGAAAAACAGAAGCUGCUUGCCGAGCUCUUGAAUCAAAACGCGCAGGGACAAAUAUCGGAGAAAGACAAAAAAACAAUUACAAAAUUACAAAAGCAGUUGGGGAUCCAAAGCUUUAGUGAAGCCGUUCAAACUGAAUCAGAGACCGUAAGACCGGCUACGAAUGCCGAUACGUCGGCCGUGGGCUCAGCAGUACCAGAGGUGGAAUCACACAUUGAUACCACAGGAAACGCAUCAGAACACGCCAAACGAGCCACGAACGGUGUUGCACCAGGCACGAGGACAGCAGAGCCAACUGUAAACUCGCAAACAAAACCUCAGUACUCUGAAUCCGGAACUGAAGACGGCGAUGGACACGAGCAGAAUCCACGGACACAUUCUCAGGGUCGUCAAGCCCCUUCUUCCUCUCCAGGGGCCAAAGAACAGGCAGUAAAGGCAAGACGGAAGAAAGCAACAGGAACCCAAUCGAACAUUGUUGAAGCUAUGAGAAAGGCAGGGGUAGAAGUGGUUGAAGAAGGGUUCAUCACUGUAGGAAGCAAUAUCUGGAUGGUUUAUGGCUACGGUCUCCCCAACGCGGCUAAGUACGAGAUGAAAGUAUUGGGAUAUUGCGAUGAGAACAAGCUUAAAACACUUCAAUGGUUGUCCAGUACUGGGAAUCGUAUUUCCCAAUUGAAAAAUGAAAAUGGAAGACGACAAUACAGUUACGAUAACAUUGAAAGUCUUGACGCCGCGACUGUCUUACCCUAUGGGCGCCGCAAAGGGAAAAGAGGAUUACACGAUAAUGAAACCGUAUCCAAGAAGCCCAGAUUUCGGUUGACACUUGUCCAAGUCAAGUGGCGAAAUCUCCUUCCAGAGCAUAAGUCACUGUCGAAAAAUGGCAGAACCUGGGAGCCAAGAUCUGACCUUUUAGGCAUGGUACGCGAAAUAUACAAAGCUCAACUCGACCGGGAGAUCUUUGAGUUGUGCGGGAGACAGGACGUGCGAUAUGAAUCAUGGCUGAAAGAUAAUCAAAAGUCUCAUUUAGCGAUUCUCAAAAGGCCUCCUACUCCGUUACCUGGGAAGCUUGAAUGGAUUUCCGACCGCAAUGAUGCUCGCAAGGAAGCCGCUCGAACCAGGACUGCUCGGCAGAGACCUCCCGGGGUAAGGAGUUCAGAAGAUGCUCAAAGAAGGGCUAAGCAUCAGCGCAACGGUCCAAAGAACAAGCGAAAAAGACGUGACGGACAAAAGGAAGAUGAAGACGGAGAUGAAGACGAAGAUGAAGAAGAGGAAGAAAGUGAAGAUGACAAAAGUGACGAAGAAGAGGGAAGAUCCAGCGCAAGUGGAAAGGCAACCAGUAAAUCUCCGAAAGGGUCUCGAGUCCGUAUCCAAAAUGCUGAAGGGGUGAAACCUCGAGCACCGGAAAAGAAGAACUUCAGCUACUUGUCAUACUUAUUUUCACUCUUGGCUCCACUAGGGAUGACCCCGGACGACCUCGACAAAGAAGAAAACAAGGAUUUGAGAGAGAAAUGGGACGGCGAUUGGGAAAAAUUCAAGAAAGAUAUGGAGAAGGAUGGUUGGACGUGCGUGGGAUUGAAACCAAAGCGUUAG
Molecule: messenger RNA, 1695 nt
Organism: Penicillium canescens
Lineage: Eukaryota; Fungi; Ascomycota; Eurotiomycetes; Eurotiales; Aspergillaceae
Exons: 1
Coding region: 1-1695 (564 amino acids)
Source: RefSeq, a predicted model, not a curated record